AUGGCUUCUAUGGAGCUUCUGUUGAUAGAUAAAGAAAACAGGCAACCCGAUCCUCCAAUCAACACUGACUGGGGUUUUAAAGCUCUGCAUAUUCAUAAGUCAAGCAGUGCACCUGGGAAGACAGUUUCUAGCGAGCAGCAGUCUAACUCAGCUGAAACGGCAACUGUCAGUGAAGGACAGUGUCAUUCAGGACCAGGGACAACUCCCACUAGAGGGGGCCAGUAUUCCAAGCACUGCUGUCAAGGACUUGGAAAGGAGAUAACGAUGUGUUGCGACAAGGAAUUAGAGACAUCAUUCACUUACAUUGAUGAAAACAUCAACCUCCAGCGUGCCAGCCCUCAAUUGUCUGCAGAAAGCCUGUAUGGGAAAUCAGAUCACAGCUCUUCCAAUGCAAUUCACCAAGAAGGUCUUCAGGACCUCUUUCUAAUGUCUGAUGAUGAAACUUCCUUAGAGGCUUCAGGAAAAUCAGUUGACUAUGGUUUUAUUAGUGCAAUUACAUUUCUUGUUACGGGGAUGUUCUUAGUUAUUAUUUCCUAUGCAAUACCACGAGAUGUCAAUGUAAACCCAGACACUGUCUCAGCAAGAGAGAUGGAGAAGCUAGAGAAUGAAAGUGCAAGGAUUGGAGCCCACUUAGACAAGUGUGUUAUUGCCGGACUUUGUUUGCUCACCUUGGGGGGAGUUGUGCUCUCCACCUUGCUCAUGGUAUCCAUGUGGAAGGGAGAGAUGUACAGAAGGAAAGCAUUUGCAUAUUCCAAAGAAUCUGCAAAACUGUAUGGCUCUAUCAAUUUUAGAAUGGGAUCAAGUCCCAAUGGCGCUACCUCACAGGUAUCUAUAGUUGAAGAAGAUAUAGUAUCCUUAGACUAAAAUUUUAAUAUACAAUAUGUUUUUAAAAUAUAUAUAUAUCACGGUUUAGCAUAACUGAUUUUAUGUACAUAUUGUAUUCAAAUACUUUUGCACGCUGAUUAUGGGUUUAUAUUUUCUUCUGUCAAUCAGAUGUUUUAACCAUUUAUGAAAUAUAUUGUAGGUAUUGAUGGGAAGUCAGCUACUUCUUUCUUGCUGAAGUUGUGAUGUACAGUAACUGCCUGUAAAGAAAAUGGCUUAUAAUCUAAAUGACUGGCUCCCAAAAACUUUUUUAAUUUGCUUUGAUCAUUUAAAGGAAUCUCGUAAUUGUGUUUCAUGGUUUUUUAAGGGAGGUGUAUAAAAAUCUAUUCAUUUUUGUAUGUAUUUGUUUGUUUGUUUAUAUUUAAUGUAUUCUGUUAUUUAUAGUUCAUUUUAAGUUAAGGCACUUCUUGUAAAGUAUUGUCAAAAAAGGAUCCCACUUUGUAAACCGUUCUACUAUAUAACCAUAAAUUGGUGUUGAUUACCUAAUGUAUUCAGGUAAAUGUAUUGCACGGUUGUAGCCUAUGCCCUUAAAUAGAAAGAAAUAAGAACAUUCUCAGCAUACUGUAUUUUUGGGACACAAAUAAACCAGGGAAAAUAUUUAGUACAAUAAUA
Molecule: messenger RNA, 1494 nt
Organism: Polyodon spathula (Mississippi paddlefish)
Lineage: Eukaryota; Metazoa; Chordata; Actinopteri; Acipenseriformes; Polyodontidae
Product: transmembrane protein 74-like
Exons: 1
Coding region: 1-864 (287 amino acids)
Source: RefSeq, a predicted model, not a curated record